AUCGUUUAUUGAUUAACUGUGUUUAGGAUGAUGCUCUGUUUCAUCAUACCGCAGCUUCAUGCAUGCUUAUUUGCUAUCAGUUUGCUGCCAACAUGUUAGUUGCCUACCUUCUUUGUCCAGUAAAUAAGAGCUAGGAUAUUUAUGGAUUAUGUUUCUGUUAGACAUGAAAGUUUCUUAAGCUAUUUGCAUAAUGGAAGAUGUUCUCUCUUCUGUACAUAUGUCUGAACGGGGAAUCGAGUUUGUUCUAGCUACUGGCCACAUAAUAAUCUCCUAAUCAGUAUGCCUUUUCUUAAAGCUAGGACAACUGGGGUGUAUUUUCAUAGCUGGGUACUAAUGGAUCACGAACCUAGUACCACAAGAAGUGACCUGGAGAGCAUGCUACUUGAUGAAGCAUCGGAGCCCAAGGCCCAGCCAUUAUCAAUUUUGGCAGAAAUUACAAAUGAUUUCCCUGAUAAGCAGGAAAUUGACGGAGGUGGUUUUGCGGUGCUAUGUAAGGUAUGUACAGAGAAAAAUCUCCGAUGUGGGGUCUCAUCGGUGACUAUAAUUCCCUGUGUUUUGUCAGAUCAGAUCACAGCAGGGAUGUAUACUAUUGACUUGAUAUGUUCCCUGGAUGCUCAUCCAACAGAGCCAUGGAAGCAGUGGGUGCUGGCUGGGACAUCUGAUGGUUUCAUCCAUGUGUACCACUGCGACUUUGUAACAGAACCGCAAAAGAUCACAAGUUUCAGUGCAAGCAGCUUUGAUUCACUAGCCGUUCAUUCAAGCAAGCCGUAUGUGUUUUCAUCCGGUUGGGGCAUGACGCUUUGGGACUGGGAAAAGGGCUGGCAGUGCGUACACGAUUUUGAUUGUGUCGCAAAUGAAGUUGCAUUUAACCCAGAGGAUGCCAACAGUUUCGCGAGUGCAGCAUAUGGUGCAAGUGCAGAGAUUUGGAACCUUGAUUCUGGUCGCCAAGAGUAUGAUCUCCCUGGGCAUUCCAAGGGUGUGAACUGCCUUGAUUUUUACACACGUGAUGGUCGACAGUAUUUGAUCACUGGUUCUGAUGAUUUGGAACCGCGCACUCGUGAUAUAUGGGACUUGCAGAACAAGUCCUGCAUUCAUACGCUAGAAACUAUGUCUCCAAUUACAUCUGUCGUGUGUCUUCCAGAUACUCCGUAUCUGAUUACAGGGUCAGAAAAUCACAUUGUUCAUGUUUGGAGCUCAACUGAUUUCAUGCUGGAGAGAAUCAUUAAUAUUGGCGGUGGCAUGUGGAGUGGCAGUGACGAUUUAGGACGCAUUCACAGUCUUAGCAUAGUAUAUUCUCUGGCAGAGUUGUUAUUGGACAAGAAUUUGCAAUAUCGGUCAUGCAUAUUGAUGACAACGAAUAAGCAAGUUUCUAGUGAGGACAUUAUUUGA
This is a messenger RNA of Triticum aestivum (bread wheat), 1389 nucleotides long. Its product is annotated as putative coatomer subunit beta'-3. Gene Ontology annotation, cellular component: COPI vesicle coat. Bases 280 to 1389 code for a protein of 369 amino acids. Lineage: Eukaryota; Viridiplantae; Streptophyta; Magnoliopsida; Poales; Poaceae. Gene Ontology annotation, biological process: intra-Golgi vesicle-mediated transport; retrograde vesicle-mediated transport, Golgi to endoplasmic reticulum; endoplasmic reticulum to Golgi vesicle-mediated transport. The record is from RefSeq and is a predicted model, not a curated record. The transcript has 8 exons. Gene Ontology annotation, molecular function: protein binding.